AUGUCACGAUUGAUCGUUAAAGGAUUACCAUCCACUUGUACGGAAGCAAAACUGAGGGCACAGUUUGAGAAAUUCGGUAAAUUGACCGAUUGUACGUUGAAGUUUACAAAGGAAGGAAAAUUUAGACGUUUCGCGUUUGUUGGCUAUGAAAGCGAACAAUCUGCUGAAAAAGCGAUCGAUCAACUCAAUAAUACUUUCCUUAAUACUUCAAAAAUACAGGUAGAGGAAUGUAGACCGUUUGGGGAUGAAGCAAAACCACGAGCCUGGAGUAAGUAUGCUAUUGGUAGCAGUGCAUAUAAGCGAGCUCAUCCCGAUGACAAUAACAAUCAAAGUCAAAACAAUCAAAAGGAAGGGUCGCCAGUAAAUGAAGAUGGCAAACCACUAAAAAAGAAGUCGAAAUUGUAUUCUGACGAUAAACAAUUCAAGGACUUUUUAGCCGCACAGAACAGCAAAGUGAAAGCUCUUGAGGCUGUGAGUUAUUCUGAUAAAUUGAACGAUUUGGGUUUGCAGGAUGAUGAACCUACUGUUAAAGGACAUAUUGAUAGCCAGUUUGAAGAAGAUGAAGAUGGUUUGCUCAAUCAAUUACUUGAAGGAAUUUCAGGUGACACAACUUUAUCGUUGAUAGUAAAAGCCUUACCGGUAACAAUCAAACAGAAAAGUCUCAAAGAAUGGUUCAGUCCGAUUCGUUUGAAGGGUAUCAAAAUCAGUCGCGACAAUCACAGAGCUUUCGCGUUUGUAACGUUCACACAACGAAGUGAUGUAAAGAAAGCUCUACAAAGGAAUGGCCAGUUUUUAGGCGGUUCAAAAGUCAAAGGAGAAAGAAGCCAAACUGAAGGUAGCAUUUCACUUGAAUUGAAUCCCAGUGAAAAUUUGAAGGCAAACGCUGGCAAAGCUCACUCGUGGAAUGCGUUAUUUAUGGGUGCCAAUGCAAUCGCUGAUAGCUUAGCGGCUAAGCUGAGCAUUGAAAAGAGCGAUUUAUUGAGUGGUGAAGGAGAAACGAGUUAUAAAACAGGCGAUUUGGUAUUCAUUGCAAGCUUAAAAUGCCUGAUAAUUUGUAGUGCUGGUGUGCGAUUGGCAUUGGCUGAAACUCGAUUGGUGAAAGAGACACGUGAUUUUUUGUUAGCAGCGGGUGUUUGCCUGGAUGCCUUCUCGAGACCUGCCUCGAAACGAAGUGAUGUGGUGAUUUUGGUUAAGAAUUUACCGCACGGAGUUGAUUUGGAUGAAUUGAAAAGAAUGUUCGAAAGAUAUGGGUCUAUUAAGCGAGCCAUCAUGCCACAUGGUUAG
This is a messenger RNA of Anisakis simplex (herring worm), 1284 nucleotides long. The record is from the annotation of a GenBank genome assembly. NCBI's taxonomy places the organism in Eukaryota, Metazoa, Nematoda, Chromadorea, Rhabditida, Anisakidae.